CUAAGAGCUGUUAUGCAACCGCUGACCUACUAACACAUAUCUCUGGAAAGGGAGCCGGAGAAACUGGAGCAAAGUGUCCGGCAGCACACAACACACAGGCAGCCCGAGCCAAGAGACAGAAACAGCACCCAGCCGACUGACUCAACCACAACGGACCCGAGCACCGACAGGAGAAGCACGCGAAAACUUUUUCUUUUUUCCAAAGGCGCAAGGAAAGGAGGAAACGGGAGCGAGACGGCUUUUGUGUCGGGGAAGCCUGAAUCCCUUUUCCCUGCUCCAGGACGCGGAACGUUAGUGGUCAGCAAACAGCAGCACAGCAGCUGGAUCCUCAGGGAGCGCUGAACCACACGGACGGACCUACCUGCAAGACACACGGAGACAUAGUGCAGCAGCUUGACGGGCAUCGCAGCGCUGCUAAAGAUUGAGGAAGACACCGAUAAACUCAAAAUACAACAAGACUACGGAGACUGCUCUGAUGUGAUCGCCAGCGCAGCUGGAAGACUCUUUGCUGAAAAUACAAACUCGUUUCUUUUUUUAAGUUCCUCGUUCAGAACACGAGUUCAAUGUCUGAGGUUUUUGUGGAGUUCUUUUUGAUAUUCUUGGCUAAUAUGGACACUUGAACGUUUUGAUCUAGAAAAAUAAGUCAGAACAAUCAAUGAGGCGAUCCCCUUCAAGGAGCACAAAUACCUCAUCCAGAAGUGUUUGCCGAUCCUACAACUUAGGUCAAACUACUUAAUAACAAAGCAGAAGGCUCUUUACCCUUUGCUAGAGUUACACUCUUGCCCCCAGCUGGGGAAAAAAAUGGAAAGUCUGAGUAUACACAUCCCAUCCACCAGCAACAAAAAUGCCAUGGAGGUCGACAACUUUUCCUCCUACAGUGGCAGCCUCCCAUCCCCGACUCCUGAAGGCGAACCACGGAUCAGCCGCCAGUCGAAAGGCUCCAAGUCAAGCGCGAGCUGCCGUCGCAAGCGAGAGUUUAUUUCCGACGAGAAGAAAGAUGCUUCCUAUUGGGAAAAACGGAGGAAGAACAAUGAAGCAGCCAAGCGCUCAAGGGAAAAGCGUCGCCUCAAUGACAUGGUGCUGGAGAACCGGGUCAUGGCGCUGAAUGAGGAGAAUGUUCGUAUAAAAACGGAGCUCCUCCAGCUCAAGUUGCGCUUUGGCCUCAUCAGCACAGCCUCCUACAUGGAAAAAAGUCAGCAGCUCUCCAACAGUGCUGCUGUUAGUAGCGGGAGCAGCAACGGCACCCCAAACGCCUACCUCUCAAGCAGCGGCUACUCCAGUGCAUCCCAGGUGAUGCUGAAUUCUGACUCGUCUGAAACUGAACAGUCGAGCCGUGGCGAGUGCCACAGCAUGCUCCACCAGUACUCACCCCGGGGCUCCGUCUCUGACCUGUCUGACGCCUCCUCCAGAGACAGCCCAGAGCCCAUGGGCUUCAACAUAAAGACAGAGCCCUCAAGUAUGGAGAUGGCCAGACGGGAAAGCGACGGGGUGUCCAAUGGUAUGCAGAGUGAAGCUUACCAUGGCAGCCACACCGCACUGGUUUCUCCUCACCAGCAGAACGUGCCAUUGGCUGAAAGUGUCAUGGACUACCAGCACCACCAACAGCAGCAGCAGCACCACAUGGAGGCCUCAAGUCCCGCUCCUCAGGCCACCUCUGCACAGAGGAGCGUCAUCUUGUACCGCUCCAGCAGCGGCUGUUACCCCAUGGAGACCCAGAGGCCUGAGGACCAGCAGAGCAGACCACUGCAGCAUGGCCAGCACUCCUCCAAGUUCUCUGACUGCUCAGCGACCAUCACAGAGGUCGCUGAGAAACUGGAGAGGACAAAGACAAUGGACUCACCUGAGUACGAAUACACUAAUGGUCAUGCAGAGGCCACAGAGGAGCUGCAGCAAAGGUACGAUCCCAACGGCCAACAACAGCACGAGAGCCAUCAUGGGCACUACAGCUACCAGAGUCAGGAGAGAAGUCUUCAGCAUGCAGAAAGCCACCAAAACCCCUUUGCCCCAGAUCUGAUCAACAACACUGAGGAGGACAAGUCCUCCUUCCCGCAGCACAACGGCUACCUCAACCCGCUGCAUGAAGACCCCCCCGUGCUCACCUACGAGGGAGGCCCGCGAGCCGGCGGUUUCUUCCAGGAGAUCUCCUCCACUAAAGACACCUCCUCCAGUGAUGGGGACCCUCGUAGCUCUGAUAAGGAGGCCUCCACAGACGACGAGUCCCCCUCCUCAUCCUCCUCAGACAUCAGCAGCUACCAUCAGAAGGCGGCGGGAGCUGCCGGUUCGCAUGGCGAGUUCCAAGCCGAGGUCAAAGGCACUGCCCUGCCCCACAAGCUCCGCCUCAAGUACAGAGCUCUGUCCAAUGGGGCAGCAGGACUUCAGAUGGAGACAACAGUCAACACCUCCAUGUCCCCCUCUCCCACUUUGCCUCAGCACCCUUACUUAGCUCUGCCCAGCAACCCUCACAGCAUCCAGACCAACGGGGAGAGCAAAGAGGUGGAGAAUGAGACCGAGUACGCGGAAGAGGUCGCCGCUCUGAAUGAGAGGGCGGAGGCUAGAAAGGAGGGAGGGAAGAAGGGAUCCAGCAGCAGGGGGGGCGCAACAAGAGGCGAGAUUAAGGACAAAUAGGAGCAUUUUCCUGUCACAUACAAUACAACUGUGACUCACAUCGCCACCUUACAAGACAGACGGUAAACCUGUGGGAGGUGCAGUUAGGAUGCGAUUUCACCAAGUUUCACUGUGUCACCUGUUCCUCUUCCUUUGCUCUCCUCCUACCUCCCACCUGUCCCUCUGAUGAACAUGAUGGAUCACUUAAUGAGGGAGGGGCCAGAAUGAAACUCUGCAUAGCUGGAGUCUGGGAGAUAUUUCCCUUGAGGAAAAUUAAAACGUCAUUUAACUCAUCAUUAUUGUAAACUGCCUUGGUGGCUGGCCAGCGUUCAUAGUGGCAUUAUGAGAACAUUCCUUUGACCAAAGAAUACACAUCCCUCCUGUCGUGUCUCCUUUUUUGCCGUUGGAGUUACAUUCUUCCUUCCUCUGAACACACCUGUACCAUUUCAUCCUCCAUCCUCUUUCUUACCAUCUGCACACACAAGUCCUCUUCACUUCUGAAGCACUUAGAUUGUAUAUUACUGUGACAUAUAAAUUUGCAUAUAAGGAAUAUAUAUUUUAAGAAGAAAAAUGUGGCAAAAAUAAAAAAUAAAAAAGUAAAGCAGUGGAAUGCAGAAGUCAUAGACUUCAAAGUGAUUGGUUUGUUCUUGUAUAGAUGCUCUUUGUCUAGAAAAUGCCUCAACAAUUUUGAACAAAAAGUAUGAUCCACAACUUGAUGCAUCAGUCAGAUCAGGGGCCUCGUUCUGGUGAUCUGAGUUCUUUGACACUCAAAGCUGUCAAAAGGCCAGUUAUUCGCAUAUCAGUCAAGGCGACGCAGUCACACAUUGCUGUUUGCAAAACCUGACAAGCACAAGGCAAGCCUCGCCUGCCAGCAGACACAAAAUCCAUUCAUCUUCAUUUCCAGACAAAUAUUGUCUGUCUAAUACAUAACAUGGCUCUCCAGUCGCAAACCAGCAAAGCUGCUCUCUCUUCAUAAGGUGCCUCUUUAUUGUGUUGUCCCUCGUCCCAACUUGGCCGAUGUCUUAACGGCCCCACUCACCUCUGCACUGAGUUGUUGUAGCUGCAGUAGAUCACACAGUGUGUACAAGUUUAACUGUCUCACGUCCUGGUGCCUGCCUCCGGCCACUAUGUAUAAAUGUAAAGUUGUCUCUUUAUCUCUUGUAUACUGCUGUCAUUAUUUUAUUAAUAUGGCUAUUUUCUAUUAUAUUCGGUUAUUAUUUGGGCUGUUAUUUUGUGCAUUCUUCUGUCAUCCUGUUGUGACAUUCUGCUCUGUGCUGUUCCUGGUUGUGCUGUGUAUUUACCCAUGAAGCCCUUCUGCCCCACUUACCAUUUGUACUCUGUGUUACCGUAUAACCUUUGUUGUUUGCCGAAAGGCUUUCCAAAAUUGAAAAAAAAAAAAUGAAUACGGCUUGUCCGGAAGUGAUUAUGUAUUGUUAUACUUCAUGUGGAUAUGCAAAAUGGUGACAAAACACUGAUUUUUGAUUGUAAAAGAUUCAAAAUGGAGAAAAAAAAAUAAAAGGUUGUUGAAUUUA
Molecule: messenger RNA, 4136 nt
Organism: Anarrhichthys ocellatus (wolf-eel)
Lineage: Eukaryota; Metazoa; Chordata; Actinopteri; Perciformes; Anarhichadidae
Gene: nfil3-5
Product: nuclear factor, interleukin 3 regulated, member 5
Exons: 2
Coding region: 802-2625 (607 amino acids)
Biological process (GO): circadian rhythm; regulation of DNA-templated transcription
Cellular component (GO): nucleus
Molecular function (GO): DNA binding; DNA-binding transcription factor activity
Source: RefSeq, a predicted model, not a curated record